Molecule: messenger RNA, 945 nt
Organism: Polypterus senegalus (gray bichir)
Lineage: Eukaryota; Metazoa; Chordata; Cladistia; Polypteriformes; Polypteridae
Product: olfactory receptor 6N2-like
Exons: 1
Coding region: 1-945 (314 amino acids)
Biological process (GO): G protein-coupled receptor signaling pathway
Cellular component (GO): membrane
Molecular function (GO): G protein-coupled receptor activity; olfactory receptor activity
Source: RefSeq, a predicted model, not a curated record
AUGCUAGUGACAGAAUUUCUCAUUACUGGAUUUCCUGGACUUCGAGAUCAAGAAAGUAGAAAAACAUUGUUUGCCAUUUUCCUGUCAGUCUACCUGUUCAUCCUAGUUGGGAACAUCCUAUUAAUCCUCAUCUUUACAUCAGACCGAACCUUACACACCCCCAUGUACACACUGGUCUGUGGAUUGGCUUUUUUAGACAUUGCCAUCACAACUAACACUGUGCCCAGUAUGCUGGUUGUGUUUAGACUUGAAUCUCGAUCCACUCCUUUUGCGACCUGUUUUGUUCAGAUUGUAUUUUUUCAGGGUUUAUUCUCGACAGAAUGCUUCCUUCUUUGCUUAAUGGCUUAUGAUCGUUACAUUGCCAUCUGCAAUCCUCUGCACUAUCCCAAUUUAAUGAAUAACAUUCGUGUCUCCAAAAUGAUAGCUUGCUGCUGGCUGACUGGCUUUAUUUGUGCCACAACUUGUGUCAUCCUUACUGUCCAAUUGCCAUUCUGUGGGUCCAAUCAAAUUAAUCAUUGCUUCUGUGACUUUGCUUCAGUUCUGCUUUUAGCCUGCGGGAAUAUUGAAAUGACUGGCUUUGUGGUCUUGUCCGUAGGCUUGAGUGUGCUGUUUAUCCCUUUGAUAUUUAUUCUCUUCUCUUACAUGAGGAUCAUAUAUUCUGUGGUGCGAAUCUCUACCACUGAAGGCCGACUUAAGGCCUUCUACACAUGUGGCACACAUAUGCUGGUCAUAUCUGUGUUCUUUUUAGUAGCUGGUGGGGUCUUCAUUUCUGACCGAAUUGCUGGUACAUCUGUGGACAUGAGGAUCAUGGGACUGAUAAUCCAGAAUGUCUUUCCAGCUUUAAUGAAUCCUAUUAUUUACUGUCUGAGGACCAAAGAAAUCAGAAAAAGCUUUGAAAAAACCUUGAGAAAAAUUAGAAUUUUACCAAGUAGCUUGACGAAUUAA